GUCUGCAGCCCCCAGCCUUCCUCUGUUGCUACAGUACCAGAGGGAGAGGAAGCAGAGGCAGAGCUGCUGUUUGUCUCGGAGAGUCGGAGGGGAAGAGGAGAGAGAGAGAAGAGCCAGAUCCAGUCUUCUGGUAUGUGUCCAGUGUGAGCCGCUCAGCCCAGGCUUCCUCUGCACUUCUGCAGCUGUUUCAAUAUCCGCUCACAGCAGGACUCCAACACCAGCCACGCAAACAGGAACGCCUGUGACCACUAAGACGGCUCGUGUAGAGGAGCAUGUUGUGACAGCCAUGUCUCUGGAGAUGGAGAAGACCAUCACCAAGCUGAUGUACGACUUCCAGAGGAACUCCACCUCUGACGAUGACUCCGGAUGCGCACUGGAAGAAUACGCCUGGGUUCCCCCUGGCCUCAGUCCCGAGCAGGUACAUCAGUACUAUAACUCCCUACCUGAAGAAAAGGUUCCUUAUAUUAACAGCCCUGGGGAGAAAUAUCGCAUCAAACAACUGCUUCACCAGUUGCCUCCACAUGACAAUGAGGUACGUUACUGUAACGCUCUGGAUGAGGAGGAGAAACGAGAACUGAAGAUCUUCAGCAACCAACGCAAGAAGGAUAACCUGGGCCGGGGAAACGUCCGUCCGUUCCCUCUCACCAUCAACGGGGCCGUCUGUGACAAAUGCGGUGGUCAGAUAAACGGAGGGGAUAUUGUAGUUUUUGCUGUGAGGGCAGGUCAUGGGAAGUGCUGGCAUCCUCACUGCUUUGUCUGCGGCACGUGCGAAGAAUUGCUGGUGGAUCUGAUAUACUUCCAUCAGGAUGGGAAGAUCUUCUGCGGCCGGCACCACGCCGAGAGGCUGAAGCCCCGCUGCUGCGCCUGCGACGAGAUCAUUUUCGCUGAUGAGUGCACCGAGGCUGAAGGCAGACACUGGCACAUGAAGCACUUCUGCUGCUACGAAUGUGAGACCACCCUGGGCGGCCAGCGCUACAUCAUGAAGGACGGCCGGCCACACUGCUGCAACUGCUUCGAGUCCCUUUACGCAGAGUACUGCGACGCCUGUGGCGAGCACAUAGGCAUUGACCAAGGACAGAUGACAUAUGAUGGGCAGCACUGGCACGCAACUGAGGAAUGUUUUUGCUGCGCACGUUGCAAGCGCUCUCUGCUGGGUCGCCCUUUCCUGCCGAAGCAGGGACAUAUCUUCUGCUCACGGUCCUGCAGUGCCGGACAGGAUCCAGAAGAGUCUGACUCCUCUGACUCUGCGUUCCAAAGUGCUCGUUCCCGUGAGUCCCGCCACAGCACCAAGAUUGGGAAAAAGGAGCGCAGGAAUGCUGAGCAGGAGCGGCGGAGUUCAGAGACCCGCCAGUCGGCGCCUCCACCGAUGCCUGACCGACUGUCUGCCGAGAUCGAUCCCCUGUCCGUUCAGAUGGAUCGUUUAAGCGUUUCUUCCAGCCAGACUCCGAGCAGGACACCUAAUCGCACGCCGAGCCGCACUCCAAGUCGCGCCCCAAGCCUUAACCAGGUGUGGAUGAGUCGGGAUGAUCCCUACAUUCCUGCUUCCUAUGAGGGCCCGCAAAGGGACCCAUCCCCCUCUCCUACAUCUUUGCAUCUGUUAGGUCAGUGCAAUGCUCGGCAAGGCUACAAUCCUAAUGCAAAUGCACACCAACCAGCCCAGACUCCUGCCAACCCAGUGAAGAGGCCGGAUUCGUGGGGGAAGGAACAGGGUAACACCAAGCGGGCCCCUAUGGCCGCCCUGAGAGGCCAUUCCUUUAAUGAAAACUGGAUCCACCACAACCAGGAAGAAUUCCGACCGAACAAGCUGCGCACCCAGAUGAGCUUCAACGAGAUGUCGAGCCAGAAUCAAGGCUUCUCUGACAAGAGGAGCAUCAGUCUGCAUGGAUUUCAGAGAGACGGCAGACCCCCGCUGACCAGGAGGAACCCGAUCAACGCCAUGAGCUUCAAUGAGCCUCUGACUCCUCUAGAACAGACUCCUCGUGGAUCCAUGGACUCCCUCACUAUGUCCAAUGCGACAGCUGGGAACUCUCUGGAUGGGGUCACUAAGCGUCAGGAACAUUUGUCAAGGUUCUCCAUGCCGGACCUGAGUAAGGACUCAGGCGUGAACGUGUCUGAAAAGAGCAACAUGGGAACACUGAGCUCCUCUGUUCAGUUCCACAGCACAGAGUCGCUAUCCUCCUCUCGGCCAUUCAACAACAACAUGUACACCCCGCUGAGAGUUGGCUACCCGCUGCAGUACUGGGACGGCCCGCAGCCGCUUGGCUUCGACGGCAAGGCUCACGCCGGGGUGAUGGGCAGCAGCGGAAACCUGCGAAUGGCUCCCAUGAGCGACAGGAUGCCACGCCGACGCCUCAACGCGCAGGAAUCUGUGUCCCAACAGCAGCAGGCGCAGCCGCGACGCCGCAAACACCACCGUGGGAACAACGGGCAUCACCGCAGCGGGCGCCACCACAAACGCUCCCGCCGCUCUCGCUCCGACAACGCCCUGCACCUGGUGGCGGACCGGCCCACUCAAAUGGUGGAGCCGCCCUACCGCCGCGUUCAGGAGGAUUACGAUCGCUUCCCCUCUGGCCACGCUGCCCGGGAGUUGUACGGUCUGGAGCCCGGCGGGUACAGGCAGCAGCCCCACCGGCCCUGCCCCCGCACCACGUCUGAUCUCACCCUGCAGAAUGCUGGCUGGCAGCCUGUGGGGCUAGGGGGGCCUUGCUGGGGCGACGGCUACAUAGAGGCUGCCGACCCUUGGUGCUCUAGCUGCUCCUCUUCCUCCGAGUCCGAGGGAGACGAGGCAUAUUUCCUGGGCGAACCGAUCCCCCGGCCCGUGCAGCUGUGCUACAUCAACAACGAGGAGCUGCGCCAUCGCUACAGCCCCUCUGGGAUCGGUGGCCAUCACGGACCGCUGCACGGACCGAUUCACGGCCAGCUGCACACCCGCCAGAGGAGGAAGAGCAAAAACUGCAUAAUUUCCUAGAUAUAGAGCAAAGGGAUGGCGAGAAAUGAGCAGGAGAGUGAAAGAGAUGAGAGAGAGAGAGAGAGAAAGGUAAGAGAACAGUUAGAGAGGAGGAACAGAGAGUGGGAAGGUGAGAGUGAGACAGCUGAGAGUUAGAGUGAAUAAAGACUUUUUCGUGUGUGUGUGUGUGUGUGUGUGUGUGUGUGUGUGUGUGUGUGUGUGUGUGUGUGUGU
This is a messenger RNA of Salarias fasciatus (jewelled blenny), 3180 nucleotides long. RefSeq names its product prickle-like protein 2. NCBI's taxonomy places the organism in Eukaryota, Metazoa, Chordata, Actinopteri, Blenniiformes, Blenniidae. The record is from RefSeq and is a predicted model, not a curated record. Gene Ontology annotation, molecular function: zinc ion binding. The coding region runs from base 287 to 2968 and encodes 893 amino acids. The transcript is spliced from 9 exons.